This is a messenger RNA of Ectocarpus sp. CCAP 1310/34, 721 nucleotides long. NCBI's taxonomy places the organism in Eukaryota, Phaeophyceae, Ectocarpales, Ectocarpaceae. The record is from the annotation of a GenBank genome assembly.
AUGUAUGUGUACCUGGGAAGAUUUCCUCUGCAGACGGCAUGUCGAAUUCUGGUGAUUUUUUUGACUAAAGUGUGACCGGUGGCAAUAUCGAUCAGCAAUGCCGCACAAACUUUUGCGCGCCGAAAUAUGCGUGCGACAGCUUUAACCUACCACUUCGGUGGAAAGCGGUUUUCUGUUCGAUACGGUGUCGGGAGUGCAGAGGGGGGAGGGCUUGGCCCUUGUGGUUGAAGGUGGCAAGGAAGUAGGAACAGGGGGUGGCAGUGUCGGGGGUCUGGGGGAACAUGGGCUUGAAUGGGGGUUGCCUCAGAAAGGGCAAGACGGCGGAUGUUUCUCUCUUGGUGUGACCGGUGGCAGUAUCGAUCAGCAAUGCCGCAAAGACGUUUGUGCGCCGAAAUAUGGGUGCGACAGCUUUAACCUAACCACUUCGGUGGAAAGCGGAUUUCUGUUCAAUACGGUGUCAGGGGUACCAGGGAAGACGGGCCGAGUUUUGUUUGAUUUCGGGUGGAUGAGGUUGGGGUUUUGUUCGCUUUUCUCCAUCUAAGGUUCGUGCCUAGAGUUCAGCUGUAGUGUUUCGACCAAAGUUUUGUUGACUUAGAGGCAAACAUUCCUAGCUAUUGGGCAUCGAGUUAAUUUGGCUUGGCAUGACGGCCUUUACGACCGACUUUUUAUGUAUGUCUGCAUUUAUCUGCAAUUAAUUGUCGGAGGGCAAACAAAAUAUUAA